This is a messenger RNA of Meleagris gallopavo (turkey), 4333 nucleotides long. The record is from RefSeq and is a predicted model, not a curated record. NCBI's taxonomy places the organism in Eukaryota, Metazoa, Chordata, Aves, Galliformes, Phasianidae.
CUGUGCCGGGGCCGGGGACUCCGGGCCGCGGGCUCCCCUCGCCGUGCGGAAGGGUUCCUUCUCCGGGGUCCCGUUUCGGGAUCGGCAGAGCGGCGAUCUCUUCAGGAAGGUGCCGGGACCGGGCGCUCUCGAGGAGGGCCGGCAGAACUGAGCGCUCGACGAGCGCCGAACCGAGGGACGGGACGCGCCCCGCUGGAGAACGGGCGCGGAAAGGGCUGCUUCCAAACGCCUGAUGCAGCGUGGCCGGGACUGCAUUUCUCCCCCAGACCUCAGAGAUUAAAUGACCUCGCUCCUUAGCUCUGCAUGUACGGACCUCCGUGCAGGCUCCAGCUACUCUUCCGCCUUUCACCUGUGAUGGACGCAGCCUGCAGGAGAGCAGGAGAUGGCCUCAUCUCAGGAGCCCGUGAGCUUUGCGGAGGUGGCCGUGUAUUUCAGCAGGGAGGAGUGGGCGCUGCUGGACCCUGCGCAGCGAGCGCUGUACCGGGACGUGAUGCUGGAGACGUACCAGUGCGUGGCCUCGAUGGCCCCCAAGCCCAUUGUCAUCUCCCUGCUGGAAGGAGGGGAAGACCUCUGGAUCCCAGAUAUGCAGUCCCCAGAGGACGUGGCAGGAGACCUCAGACCAGCAGAAGAGAUCUCAGAUAUAAAGGAGGAUCUGCAGAACGGUGGUGUGGCCAAAAGGCAUAGUGGCAGUGUCUCUGUGGGAGAAAUCAGCGCUGAUGUCCAAAGGAGCCUGGAGCAGGGAGAAUACGUCAGGAAGCCACUGGGAAACCAUCCAGGAAAGAGAGUGAGGAACCCCCCGGGCUGCAGCUCAGGUGAAGAGCGGCCUGAAGGCCUAAGAAGGAAGGAAGAAUGCCAGGAGAAAAUGCGGAAUCCAUCUGAUGUGUCUGAGAAAAGCUUUAGGAGGUAUUCCUGCCACGUUAACCAUCAUCAUAUACAUCCUGGGAUGAGACCAUACAAGUGCUCUGACUGUGAAAAAAGCUUCAUAUUUAGUUCUGACCUCACUGUCCAUCAGCGCAUCCACACAAGAGAGAACUGCUUUAAGUGCCUUGAGUGUGGGAAGGGCUUCAGAAGCAGUCCUGAUCUCAUCUGCCACCAGCGCAUCCACAUAGGGGAGAGACCCUACAAGUGCCCUGAGUGUGGGAAGGGCUUCAGAAUGAAUUCCCACCUCACCUGCCACCGGCGCUUCCACACAAGAGAGAGAAUUUACAAGUGCUCUCACUGUGGGAAGAGCUUCAAGUGCUGUGCCAACCUCAGCCGGCACCAGCGCAUCCACACGGGAGAGAGACCCUACAAGUGCUCUCACUAUGGGAGGAGCUUCAAAUGCAGUUCCAACCUCAUUCGCCACCAGCGCAUCCACACAGGAGAGAGACCCUACAAGUGCCAUGAGUGUGGGAAGGGCUUCAGAAGCGGUUUCAACCUCUUCCGCCACCAGCACAUCCACAAAGGAGAGAGCCUCUAUGAGUGCCCUGAGUUUGGGAAGAGCUUCAGAACCACAUCUAGCGCCAGCGCAUCCACACAGGAUAGAGGCCCUUCAAGCGUCCCGAGUGUUGGCAGAGCUACAAAAGCAUUUCUGACCUCAGGUACCACAAACGCACCCACGCAGGACGCAGCCCUUAUAAGUACCCUGAGUCUGAUAAGAGCUCCAAAAUCCAUUCUGACCUCAACAGCCACCAGCGCAUCCACACAGGACAGAGACCACACAAGUGCCCUGAGUGUGGGAAGGCCUUUAGAAACAGUUCUUCUCUCUGUUCCCAUAAGUAUAUCAACACAGCAGACCGACCGUAGCUGUGCCCUGAGUUUAUGAGAAGUUUCAGAAGCACUUCCAGUCUCAUUAUCUGCCUGCACAUCCACACAGGAGACAGCCUGCACGUGCCCUGAAUAGCGCACACCUUUCCCUGACAGGUGAAUGCAUGGUUUAAUCUAGUAGUGCCAUGGUGUAGAGAGCGGGCAGCACUCGGUGUAAUCAGUGUGUGAGCCCAGCAGGGAAUGGUGCAUGUGAGUGAGAGCAGAGAAAUAGCAACUCUGUCCAUGUUUGGGUACCUGACAUUGCCUGUAGGUCAGAUCCAGUCCCUCCAAUUCCCUUGCUUCUGGAUCUGUCUGAUGAAAUUCUACUUCCUGUGUCCUGAAAUUUCCUGUUCACAUCUCCACUACAAGUAGGAGAAAUGAUCUUUUAGGUCUUUUCCAACCUUGAUGAUUCUAUGAUUCUAUGAUUCUAAAUGCUGCUUGGUGGCAUUUUACUGCUAUUACCAAGUCAAGUCACAAAAACUGUGACACAGAGAUCUGAGGUUUCCUCAGUGAAGUACAGUUUCAACACCCCCUGAAUCAGCCCUUUCCCCUUCAGUCUCGACCCCGGUAGGGUAGAAGAGAGCCCUCAGUGGAGAGAGGCUGUGUCCCAGCUGGAGUUACCAGGGAAGUACACUGUGUGCCCAGCAGGGAAUAGUGAGUUCGUCAUGCUUGAGGGUCGUGAUUCCCUGUCUGGCACUCAGAGGAAAUGCUCACAUUUUCACUUGUGCUGAUUGAUGAGCCCACCCUGUUUUGUCUCCUGACCAGCGUAUCUGUGGGUUUUCCCAUGAUUUUGUUGAACUGUGGGAUCCGGGAGAGGACAGAACCAGGUGAAAUGCUGAGGCCUGACAGUAGGUCCUGGAUGAAAGGUGACCUACAGAUCAACCUGACAACAUCAUAGCAUAUCUAAUAGCUACAGCAUUAAUUGCACAUGUAAGAUGCCGUUUAUCAAUAUUUUGCUAUGUCAGUGUGAGUAGCUGUAUUCUGGUGUUUAUCUACAGAAGCUCUGUUAUAAUGCCUAAUAUGUAGUAAUAGUGGUCAAAUGAUAUCUGUUAAUCACAAGGGACUUUGCUGCAAUGUCUGUUACCCAGUGAAGCAUGUUGCAGGGGGCCUGGACAGUCUUGCAAAGAGCCUGUGGUGCACCACAAUAGAGAGCGCAACUCCCUUGGUUUCUGCUUGACCCCUGGCCAGCUUCUGGGGGGAAAACCAGUGUCAGAAAACCAGGUGUUUCACCUGACUGUUACGUAGAUUUGUUUAUUCAAUGGUAUAAAGGUGUGAGAAGCUGGAACAAAUUUUUUGGCUCAAAGCUUGUUCAGCGGCAUCCAUCCCAGCCAUAACCAGCUCGACAAGAUUUUGGAGUCAAAGAGUUCCAAGGAAGAAUGGGUAUCCCCUCCGAUCAAACUCCAUUACCACAAAGUAGCUAUAAAGCAGGUCAGUUUAUCAGCACUGCACACACAGUGGGUGCAAAUGGGGUGACCCCUCCUCGUUUGCACCCCAUGAGGUAGAGGUUAAGAAUAUUUAUAGGUACAAGUCAUACCUAUGCCACAAAUAGGGGGGAUGUUACAUUUAUUUUUGAGAGAUUAUUAUCAUAUUCUCCACCCCCAGCCCAGCCCCUUUUAGAAUGUAUGCUGGUGGUAUUCAGGGUUGUGGGAUGAAGGCUCGGAGUCUUUCUCCUGUUGUUCUUUUUCACCUUUGGUCUGAGUUCUACCUAAUUGCUGACUGUCUUUGUGGUUUAUCUGUUACAUUCUGUUGAAUAAUAACGUAUCCUGGCCGGAUGCAAUCAUCCCAGCCUUGUCAUCCCUAGCUUUUACAACCCUGUUUUACAAAUCUUGCCUCCCUUUAUCUUCCUUAAGCAGUUCUGCAGGAUUUGAGCAACUGCUUCCCAUUUUUAAACAGUUUUAAAGAAAUACAUUCCACAUCUUUUAUAUCAAUUCCCCCCUUUUUCUAUAACCUAGUGAUCUUCUUUUUGGUAGAUGAUACCAUUCUCUCCUAAGGAUUUACGAAAAUAAGCCCAGCUUUCCAUCUUUUGGUGUAUCUUAUGCUGUUUCCACAAGUCAUAACUUCCAUCUGAUUGUUUAAACAUGCACAAGAAGCAACAUAACAUCCAAAUAUUUCAAGAAAGAGUAGGACUACACAAGCCAUAAAGAAUUGCUUUAGCCAGGCAAAAUUUGGUAACCAACUUGUUAAUCUGUUGCACAGUUCUUAACUCCAACUGCAGUAUCAUCCAAAUAACUUGAUGAAUCACCUUAAUUUGUUCCUAUAGUUUAUGCACAGCUGUUUUCAUUCUGCUUCCCCUUUUUAAACAAUUCUAAGACAUUUGUUCCACAUCAAUUACGUCAGAACUGUGGCCAUGCAAUUCAGUGAGACGUCACGGGAUCCCUGGUGGUGACAAUCCCCACUCUGCAAAAAUGUUUGCUAGAAUUUCUCUCUUUACUAUCACCAACUUCCCCAUCUUCCCAGCAUCCCUUAGUUGCACAGAACUUGUAAUAAAUCACAGAAUCGUAGAAUGGCCCAGGUUGGAAGGGACCUCAAGGAUCAUGAAUCUCCAACC